This is a messenger RNA of Prunus avium (sweet cherry), 970 nucleotides long. RefSeq names its product Ribosomal protein L6 family. Gene Ontology annotation, cellular component: ribosome. Gene Ontology annotation, molecular function: rRNA binding; structural constituent of ribosome. The record is from RefSeq and is a predicted model, not a curated record. Lineage: Eukaryota; Viridiplantae; Streptophyta; Magnoliopsida; Rosales; Rosaceae. Gene Ontology annotation, biological process: translation.
AAGUGACUGCACCGGUGUAUCCACUGUACCACAUAAUCGUCUAAUCUUUAACCCCUCCUCUCCUCAUUCUGACGCUGCACAGUUAGUAGCUCCUCUCUGCUCUCAGGUUCUAUCCCUAUCUCUCUCUUUCACUCUCUCUCUCAGGCUGAUGCUAUCAAGCUCUUAAGAAUGGCUUCCUCAAUUACCUCAUCUUUGCAAACCAGCAAUUUGCGGUCUGCCUUUUUGGGCGAGAGAAAUGGAUUCUCUGUUUGUAGUGUUUCUGUAACUCAGGUUGGGUUUUUGAAAAAGACUAUAGAAUGUAAGGAAUCCCGAAUUGGAAAGCAACCUAUUGAAGUGCCAUCCAAUGUGUCAAUCAAAUUGGAAGGUCAGGCUUUGGAAGUAAAGGGACCAUUGGGGCAACUUUCGAUGACUUACCCACGAGAAGUGCUGGUUCAAAAGGAGGAUUCUGGGAUUUUAAGGGUCAGAAAGGCAUUAGAGACUAGAAGGGCCAAUCAAAUGCAUGGGCUUUUCAGGACACUGACGGACAAUAUGGUGGUGGGAGUGUCAAAAGGAUUUGAGAAGAGGCUGCAACUAGUUGGCGUCGGUUAUCGAGCAACCCUAGAAGGGAGGAUCUUGGUAUUAAGUCUUGGGUUUUCCCAUCCAGUUAGGAUGGAUAUUCCUGAUGGCAUACAGGUGAAGGUGGAAGAGAAUACCAGAGUCAUUGUCAGUGGAUAUGACAAGAGCGCUAUCGGCCAGUUUGCUGCUUCAAUCAGGAAAUGGAGACCCCCAGAACCAUACAAAGGCAAGGGUGUGAAAUAUGCGGAUGAAAUUAUAAGAAGAAAGGAGGGAAAAGCAGGAAAGAAGAAGUAAUACCCUUACAUUGUUUCAUUUUUGUAUUCUCACAUUUGUGCUUGUCAAAUAUGCGUCAGAAUUCUCGAAUGUACUGACAUACUGUAAGCAAUUUAUCGUUAGUUCGUGUUUAAUUUUUCCA